AUGCUUGUUGAAAUGUCACAUAAGAUUUUGGUAAUAUGGGAUAUGGUUAAAGUUGUAUUGCUUGUGGCGUCUGUGCUGGUCCUGUUCACUCAUUCGAUUUUAUCAUAUAGCCUCGUAUCAUUUUUGGGGUCGGACACAUCAAAGCUCUUUGGUACGUAUCGUUGGUUAGCAGACGGUGACUGUCCCAGAACACAGUCGCUAAGGAGUUUAGUAGCGUCCGAUAGGGGGAAAUAUAACAGACAAUUUAACAGAUUUAAGGAAUGCGUAGACGGCCAGUCCUCGCAAAGGAGUAAAACCUUACAUAAACAUAAACAUUCUAGAAGCGACGGUAGCUGCUAUCAGGAUGAUCAUGAUAGAACAAAUCUAGACACUUCGUCCACUUCCAUAAUGGGCAGCGAGUCUAACUUGUACAACAUGAAACUGACUGAAUCUGCAAACUUCAAAACCCAAUCGAACCCUGAAAUAUCGUCGAUCAACAGCGAAAACGUCAUCUUUACAAUCGGCGACGAAGAGAGGCUACUCAAGAUAUCGUCGAACAACGACGACGUCGCCGAAAUAUGUUCAGCGAUUACAGAUUACUGUGCAAAGACAAACAUACAAAAUUUCGACGUGGUCAACCAUAUGAAGAACGAUAGUACUGAGGCUACGGUUGAUAUGGAGGACUUGUGCGCGACGUGCGAUAGAAAUGACAGUGACAUGUGCAAUUUGGAGUGUUCGAAUAAUGUUGGCGAAGUCAUAGUUAUACCUAGCGCGGAAGCGAUUAUCGGUGAUAAUGAUAAUAACGCCCUCUAG
Leptosia nina is the source of this 792-nucleotide messenger RNA. Lineage: Eukaryota; Metazoa; Arthropoda; Insecta; Lepidoptera; Pieridae. The record is from the annotation of a GenBank genome assembly.